This is a messenger RNA of Naegleria fowleri, 3486 nucleotides long. RefSeq lists its product as uncharacterized. The record is from RefSeq and is a predicted model, not a curated record. The transcript has 6 exons. Gene Ontology annotation, biological process: tRNA export from nucleus; rRNA processing. Gene Ontology annotation, cellular component: small-subunit processome; CURI complex; UTP-C complex. Lineage: Eukaryota; Heterolobosea; Eutetramitea; Acrasida; Naegleriidae. Bases 1 to 3486 code for a protein of 1161 amino acids.
AUGUCAUCCGCUGCUGAAGAUUAUUUGUCCUCACUCAAAGAUAAAGCCGAAGAAGAAGAAGAACAAGAUUUGAAUGACCAAAGAGAGCAAGCAUCGGAAUUUGAUGAUGAGCAUCAGGACCAUGCUAUGGAAGGCAUGAAUGAGGAACAACAAGAGGAUCAGGAUGAUGAUUUUUAUGGAACGUCUUCCACUCUCACCGAAGAAGAGAAAAUUAGAAUUUUGAGAGAACAAAUGGGAGAAGAAUACGUCCUUGAUGAUGAUGCUAGCACCAAAAAUCAACAGAAAAAACAACACUUCACACAAGAGGAAAUUCGGAAUUUAACAGACACGAAGAAUUUAUUUCAAUCUCCACUCUUUCGUUUUUCUUUCGCUGAAGUGUUGAAAAAAGCUUCAUUAAAUUGGAAAAAGUGCACCAAAAUAGAGGAUGCAUUGAGGUCGUUGAAGGAAAUUUUGGACUCUAUCUCUCAGUAUAAGGUUCAACAUUUGGAUGAAAUUUAUUCUUCGAGAUUUAUUGAGAUUUCGGAAAAGACUCGAAAAAUGGCUUGCAAUGCCCCACAAAGUAUUGCAAUUGUUGGCUCCUAUUUACUGCGAAGCAUUGCAAAACCAUACAAGAAUAUCGAUGUUGCAGUCACUAUGCCUAAGGGAUUUAUCACAUCUAAGGACUUUGGAAAAAUAUAUUUUGAAAAGAGAGCUUGUUAUCUAUGUGCUAUUGCCGAACAUUUAAAGAAAAAUGAAAUUUUCUCGCAAUUAGAAAUAGUACCUUUCAGAGGAGAUUAUUGGAAGCCAAUCAUUGUUUCGAAUGUGAAAAUUGGUAAAAGUUUUUUCAAAAUCAGAAUUCUUCCAUCCAUCACGAAUGACAUUUUUGCUAAAAAUUUAAAACCUGAGAGUAUUGUUCAAUAUCACAGAAUUGCUGAGGAUCAAUAUUUCCACAAACAUUUGGAAAUGUUACACAAUGAAAUGAAAGAUUGCCCAGUUUUGGUAGAGACAGCAGUUUUAUUGCGUGUAUGGGCAAGAAAUAGAAAUAUUUACCAAUCGGAUGACAGUUUGAACGGUUUUUUACUUUCCAUGCUUGUUUUAUAUUUGUUGUCCCAAAAGAAAAUUAACAAGACCAUGAGCUCUUUCCAAAUGAUCAAAUUAUUGAUGAAUUGGAUUGUUAAAUCAAACGAACAAGUUUCUAAGGGCCUAUCCUUCUCUCCAAAACCAGUUGACCCCGUAUUUGUCAAAUCAUUUAAUGUGGCGUUGAUAGACAAGGAAGGAGAUUUCAACAUUUUCCAUAGAGUAUCACAAAAUGCAUGGAAUGAAUUGAAAUCAGAAGCGAAAUUGACAUUGGCUCAAAUGAAAGAUGAAACAAGCGUCAAGUCUGUGGAACUACUUUUCCUGACCAAGCACACAUUUUGGCACAAAUUUGACGCCAUUCUCAAAGUGAGCGUUCCAACUUCAUUUAAGAACGACGAUGAGGUCUCCACGAAUGCUCGAAUUGCUUCCAUUCUCAGUACUGCCUUCGAAGGAAGAGUCAAAUAUCUAAGAGUGGUCGGCAAUGAUGAGCAUAAGGUUUUUGUUGGACUCGUGUUCACCAAGAAUUGGUUGGAGCCUCUCACUAAAGGUCCAUCUCCACACAAUAAGGAAAAAACUGAAGAUUUUAAGAGCUUUUGGGGUAAGAAGGCAUUCAUGAAGGACUUUAGUGAUGGUUCUCUGAGUAUUUGCACAGAAUGGCAAGUGUCUGAUAAUGAGUGUUCAGUGAAGGCUAUUGAGCAAAUUGCAAACUAUGUUUUGAAAAAACAUUUAGACAAGACUGUUGAAUGCUCAGUAUCAACAUCGUACGUUUAUUCCAUGUUGAAUCUUUCUAAAGUUGAAUCUCAAGAAGCCAAUGCUGCAAUGAGAGAAGCAUUUGAAAAGUUAGAAUCCAUCAUUAUGGACACAGAUAUCAAUUUAACGCCGGAGAAUAUUUGUGUGAUUUCACCAGAGUUUUAUGAAGUUGCCAUUACCACUCCAAAGCCUACGAAUCCUUUGUUGACUGUUUUGCAAUUUAGAAGCAAUGCAAAAUGGCCAGAUAAUUUCGAAGCUUUGGACAAGUUGAAACAACUGAUCUAUCUCAAAUAUAACGAAGUCUUGAAAUUAAAGACUAUUCCAACUAGAAGAUGGAUUGAUAUUGUUUGCAAUGGAUUUACAUUCCGUGUGGUCCUAUUUGUUUCAAAGGAGAUUAACCUUAUUAAGAGAUCAGGACAGGCUCUCAAUCCAAAUGUACACGAGUUGGAAAAAACACUCAACAUCCUUCCCUUACAUUGCAAGUACUCUGGAAUUUUCAAAAACACUUUCAAAGAGUAUGCAGAGACUGUGAGAUUGGCAAAGGCAUGGGUCAAUACUCACUUCAUGUCAGACUAUUUGGAAGAUAGUGUUGUGGAAUUAUUGUGUAUGCAUGUCUUUACCGACGUCUAUUCCCCUUACAAAGCUCCAAAAACAGCUAUUUGUGGAUUUUUCAGAUUUUUAAGUUUGUUGUCUAGUCAUUCAUGGUUUGAUACACCUCUUUUUGUCAACACCUCUGUUGGUGAUGCAGAUGUGGAGAAUAUUCAAAGAGAAUUCUCGAGAAGGUCUGAAGAAUACGAAAAGUUAGAUGCCAAACCAAGCAUGUACAUUGUUGCUUCAUAUAACUUGGAUUAUGUUUGGACGAAAAAGAAUCCACCAGCUAUUAUUGUCCACCGAAUGGUUCAGCUCGCUAAAAACACAGAAAUUGAAUUGAAUGAGUAUAUUCUCUCUCGAGUAGAAGAGGCAUCAUCAAAGCUUCCCUCACUCUUCACAAGUACAGACAUGGAUGGAUACGAUCUCAUCCUCACUCUCAAGAGUGAACAAGAAAUGAGAAACAACAACACCUCUUCAUUACCAACUGGAUUCAACCCAUUUGACUUGUUUUACAGAGACCUCAAAGAACGCUUCUCUCGAUUUGGUUUGUUCUUCAAGGACGUUCAAAACACCACCAUUACUUUUGCCAUAAAUCCGAACGUGUGGCAGCCUCAACCAGCUUCGAUCACCCACACAUGGUGUAUGAAACCAUUAUCCUCUGAUAAGAAGAACAACUCGAGUGGUGGAAAUAGAUCUUCUAAUUCCUUCAACAAACUCCAAUUCAACGCUGAACAAUUCAUUCUCGAGAUGGAGCAGCUCGGAAAGGGCAUUAUUCAUUCCAUCAAAGCCAACGAGCAGUCUUCAUUGGUGCCCUACUUGGAGAAGAACCUUUCCAGGACUGGUACUGGCACCACGACGAACAUCAUCAUGUCAUCAUCUUUGACCACCUCACUAACCGAAAAGCAACAACCGACAUCUACUUCAGUGCACAAACGAAAGUUCGCAAAAGAGAGCCGCCGCACAAAUGGUGGAGAGAAGAGUGAUGAUGAUGAUGCUUCUUCUGGUACUGAUGUUGAUGUUGUCUCUCACCAACCAAAAUCCGAAAAUAUCAAGAGUACAAACAACAAGAAGAAACCAAAGCUUAAAUAA